CAAGGAGUGAGGCAGCCAAUAACGACUUUGAGGGCAAAGGGCAGACGUACACCUUGCUGAACACACCAGCAACUCCCACGGCAAACACAAGUGGUCCUUUCUCUGUGGGGCCGCCAGUCGUUGCUUGUUGUGACCUUUGCUACCUGAGAAGGGAGGAAACCGACGUCACAAUGUACAGGAGACACUGCCACAUCAGCUCUCCGUUCCCAGAGAGACGCUAUGUUCCCCUCGCAGAGCCGUGAAUUUUCCAUAACAUAAUCAGGAAAUGAUGCUCCAAGCCCUGGCCACCAACCCCUGCCUGCGGCUGAUCCAACGGAACCAGACAUGCUGGUGCUUUGCCCUCUUGAUGUUGGGCUACCUGCUCUUCCUUCUGAUAGGGGCAGCCAUAUUCUCAUCGGUGGAGCUGCCCCACGAACACGUUCUCCGGGAGGAGCUGCUGGACUUAAAGCAUCGCUACCUGCAGGAGAAUGAGUGCCUGAGCGAGGAGAGGCUGGAGAGCUUCCUCAGCCGAGUACUGGAGGCCAGCAAUUACGGGGUGUCCAUGCUGAACAAUGUCUCUGGGAACCCCAACUGGGACUUCACCUCUGCCCUGUUCUUUGUUAGCACGGUGCUCUCCACUACAGGGUAUGGGCACACAGUGCCGCUCUCUAACGCAGGGAAGACCUUCUGUAUCAUUUACUCUAUCAUCGGGAUCCCUCUGACACUGCUCCUGUUCACUGCGCUGGUGCAGCGGAUCAUGGUGCACGUGACCCACAGGCCCAUUUCCUACUUCCACCUCCGCUGGGGGUACAACAAGCAGACUGUGGCCGUCGUUCACGCGCUGGUCAUUGGGUUUGUGGCCAUUUUGUGCUUUUUCCUCAUACCGGCCGCAAUUUUCUCGGCUCUCGAAGAUGAUUGGAAUUUCCUAGAGUCGUUUUACUUCUGCUUCAUUUCUUUGAGCACCAUCGGCCUGGGAGACUAUGUGCCCGCGGAGGGGCAAAACCAGAGGUACCGCCAGCUGUACAAGUUCGGCAUCACUUGUUACCUGAUAUUGGGCCUCAUUGUGAUGCUUGUGGUUCUGGAGACUUUCUGUGAGCUGCAGGGGCUGAAGAAAUUCCGAAAAAUGUUCUACAGGAAGAAAAUGAAAGAGGGAGACCAAUUAAACAUCAUAGAACACGAUCAGCUGACCCUCGCCUCCAUUUCAGAGCAAGCGGCGUCCUUAAAGGAGGAACAAAUGCUGGACGAACACUCUGUGCCCGAUGGCCCACUAAAUAGUGAUUAGUAGGACAGACUGGCGCUCGUUAUGGAUCCCAUUAAUUAUAUAUACUGUCUCAUUCUUCAUUAAAGGAGAGGGUCUGAUUAAAAAGAACUUAUGGCGUGACAAGGACGGGGGUGUUCCGAUCCCAUGUGCAGUUGACCUGCAUUUUAUUUUUAUUGAACUUUUUAUUUCCUAGUGAUGUCUUUGUUUGAGUGGUUGCUAGCGUCACUUUCCCUAGCAACAUACCUAAGGGAAAUGAAUGAAUAGGAACUAGAGCAGAGAAAUGAAAGAGAAAGUGAUUAGCAAUAAAAGCCUCACCACUA
Xenopus tropicalis (tropical clawed frog) is the source of this 1560-nucleotide messenger RNA. RefSeq names its product potassium channel, two pore domain subfamily K, member 1 (gene kcnk1). Gene Ontology annotation, biological process: potassium ion transmembrane transport. Lineage: Eukaryota; Metazoa; Chordata; Amphibia; Anura; Pipidae. The record is from RefSeq and is marked provisional. Gene Ontology annotation, molecular function: monoatomic cation channel activity; potassium channel activity; metal ion transmembrane transporter activity. Gene Ontology annotation, cellular component: apical plasma membrane; dendrite; cytoplasmic vesicle.